AUGUCUGGCCUCUGCGUGGCAUGCUGUUCUACUCUUCGAAAAGGCACUCAAGGCUCAUACACGACAACAUGCUGCAAUAAAAUAAUAUGCGAGUCGUGUCUCAAGGCCAACCCAAGACUCAAAGAGUAUUCUCCUUGUCUCGCCUGUGGCGGCGGGGUUCAAGUCGUCGGGUCCAGCAGCAGAAACACGGGAUCCUAUAAGAGUCCGCGGAUUGAGCAGUUUGAGCGCGAGGCGAAUACGUUUGUGGUUGGAGGAGACUCCGAUGAUGAUGACCAAGAGUCGCCUGAGCAUCGGCUAGACGGUCCCAGUACAGUGACUGAUGUAGAAAUGCACUCAAAAGAGGAGGAAAAGGAGGAAUCCCCUCCACAGACGAAUCAAUCGGAGCAAGGCGGUCCCAGAAAGUACUGGUUACAGAAGCAAGACACCCUUCAAGGCAUCGCUCUGAAAUACAAACUAAACAGCCGCGAAAUAUGCACGCUGAAUGGACUGCCUCCAUCAACUCUUUCGACGACCCCUCACCUCCUACACACCCGCCCUUUCAUUCUACUUCCGCAGACUGAUAAGCAAAUACCACCGCCGCCACCAGACGCUGAAGCGCGAGGAGAAUCGAAAGCGGGAGCGUGCGGCGAAACAAUUCCAGUUCGUAACCAAAGAAAUAGACUGGGGCAUCGCCAAGGCUUACGUUGCCAUUUCGGAGGUGAACGAUACGGACCACGAUAUGCCAUGAAACGAAAGGAGAUGGGGCAACCAGUUGCGGGAACAUCGAGUACGGGAAAGGCCAGUGGCGCCGUCGAUUUAUAUAUGGAUGAUGAAGAAUGGGAAAGGGAGCAGCUUAAAGCAGGGCUCAAACCCCGAAUUCGACCCAUUCCUUUCUUCAAGGGCUAG
Molecule: messenger RNA, 885 nt
Organism: Serendipita indica DSM 11827
Lineage: Eukaryota; Fungi; Basidiomycota; Agaricomycetes; Sebacinales; Serendipitaceae
Source: the annotation of a GenBank genome assembly